This is a messenger RNA of Blastomyces gilchristii SLH14081, 469 nucleotides long. RefSeq lists its product as uncharacterized. The record is from RefSeq and is a predicted model, not a curated record. The coding region runs from base 38 to 220 and encodes 60 amino acids. The transcript has a single exon. NCBI's taxonomy places the organism in Eukaryota, Fungi, Ascomycota, Eurotiomycetes, Onygenales, Ajellomycetaceae.
UGACAACAAAGCUUCCGUGACGACCCAAAACCCAACCAUGGCUCGCAUCUUCAUCACCGGCUCCAGCGACGGCAUCGGCCAGGCUGCGGCCAAGAUACUUGCCGAUCAAGGCCAUUCGGUCGUCCUUCAUGCUCGCAACGCAGAUCGCGCUUCCUCGAUAGAGCGAGCAGUACCUAACGCCGAAGCUGUACUUGUUGGCGACCUUGCGAUCAAUUGUUGAAACCAAGAAACUGGCAGAAGCCGCCAAUGCAUCCGGGAGCGGGGCGUUCGACGCCAUAAUUCACAACGCAGGCAUCGGCUACGGUGCCACGAUGUCGGAAUGGGUGUCACGGAUGAAUAUGUUGGAGACAUAUGAAUCUUAUGUGUAUCAAGAUCUGCUUGUUAUAUUAUCCGUGCACUAUCUAUUAUAGCUAAUUGCAUACAAAAGAUAGAGCUAUUUAUAGUGAAACAAAUGUGCGAGCCAAGAGAG